This is a messenger RNA of Sphaeramia orbicularis (orbiculate cardinalfish), 379 nucleotides long. Its product is annotated as glucosidase 2 subunit beta-like. NCBI's taxonomy places the organism in Eukaryota, Metazoa, Chordata, Actinopteri, Kurtiformes, Apogonidae. Gene Ontology annotation, biological process: N-glycan processing; liver development. The transcript is spliced from 2 exons. The record is from RefSeq and is a predicted model, not a curated record. The coding region runs from base 6 to 233 and encodes 75 amino acids. Gene Ontology annotation, cellular component: glucosidase II complex.
GGGGCAUGUGGGACGGAACCCCCAAGAACCAGUACAGUCAGAUGGUCUAUGAGAACGGAGAACCCUGUUGGCAGGGGGGUUCACGGAGCACCACGGUCACUCUGACAUGUGGAACGGAGACAGGCCUGCGAUCGGUGAAGGAGCCCAGUAAAUGCCAGUACAUCAUGGACUUCCAGACUCCUGUGGCCUGUCAGCCGGUGCUGAAGCAGCGGGGCGUGCACAGUGAACUGUGACCCAUCCUCACUGCUCUACCCUACAUUAAACACCCCCCCCGUCGGCUCGCCUGCGGUGACAGGCCGGGGUCCUGAGGGUCCCCUCUGACAUCUGUGUUGUCAGAACAUAUACGCUUCCAAAAAAAAGUCCAGCUAAGGCCCGGACU